Molecule: messenger RNA, 3753 nt
Organism: Rhopilema esculentum
Lineage: Eukaryota; Metazoa; Cnidaria; Scyphozoa; Rhizostomeae; Rhizostomatidae
Cellular component (GO): kinetochore; Ndc80 complex
Source: RefSeq, a predicted model, not a curated record
CUUCAAAACAGUUGAAUCAUUUCGGCGCCAAAAUUAAAGAUGGCGAUGGCAAAUGAUGGAGAUUGUACGAUACCUUUGAUGGGAUAUGAGGCAAUUACUGCAGCUAUUGCCGAUUCAUCAGAUGGAAAUUUAACUGUUUCAGUUGAGGAUCUAAAGAAAAUAACGUCCGAGAAAGUGAUUGAAAUAUACAAGGCACUACUUUUCUCUUUAUUUGAAAGAGCAUCAGAACAGAUUAGUCAGGCUCCUUAUAGAGAGUUGGCGGAAAGAAUUAAGGAUGGUUGUCUUUAUGAAGAUGCCAUGUUGCUGUCUACAUUAUGUCUUGCACUAAUCAGAGUUUUCCAAGCCUGCUGCAUAAACAGUUUUGGUAUACGUGAUCUUGUGAAUCCUAAACCAAAGCGAACACAUCGGCUGCUUAGCUCGUUGCUGAAUUACAUCAGACAUGUUCAUUCAAAGCAAGAUAUUGUAGAGGAAUCACUAAACUAUGCUUGUGAAUAUGAGCAAAAACGAGCAGAAAUGCUGUCAAAUAGAGAUGAGUUAAUCCAACAAAAUGAAGAUAUUGAAAUUAGGAUUGCUGAGCAGGGUAGCAAGACAGCAAAGCUAAAACCCGAAGCAGAAGCUUGGAGAACACGGCUGAAUGACCUAACCACUUUGCAGAGUGAGAAAAAGAAAGAGUUCGAGGAAGACCAAAGACACUUGACAGACAAAAAAAUUAUAUUGGAUAUUUUGAAAACAGAGAACGACUGGAAUGAAAAGACGCCUGUUGCAAUGGAACGCACAAAUCUCUUGAACAAACUUCAUUAUAAGCGGGUUCAGCUGCAGCAGCUAGACGAGGAUUCAAAAGCUGCUUUGAAACUAAUAACGGGUUUUGACAGUCUCUUGGUGAAAAAUGGAGGGCGAGUGAAAGAUCUGGAGGAAUUUAGAGAUAAGGUUUGUUCAUUGGAACAGGCUUGCCAAAAUGUUGCAGCUCAAAUACAGAAUAUGCGACGACAGUUCAACUCAAAGCGUGACAGGCUUACGAGAAUUCAAUUACAGAGUCGCAAGCGUCUCUCAGCCACAAAUGAGCUGGCAACUUUAGAGCGAAAGAAAAUGUCGUCGAUGAAGACUGAGAUGGAAACUAUGAUAAAAGAGGCUUUGGCAACAGUAGAUGUUGAAUUAAAUGAAAUUUCUGAACUGAUUGAACUGGAAAGACAGGAAUUUGAAGACAAAGCUCAGAAGGCCUCAGACGUCUAUGGACAAAUUUUGGAUGAGCUUGAUGUCUGCCAUCAAAACUAUGCAGGUCGGUGGAAAAAGCUCUUGUCCCACACAUACUCUUAUGACAGAUGAAUAGCUGUUUUACUCCAAUGUAUGUAGAUACAUAUUGUGAGGAACCUUAAAUACAGUUUGGGCCCACAACUUGUAAACAAUGAUAUUACUUUAUUUGUUAAAAUAGUUUUACUUUCUUAACAACAAGCCAUCUGAUUUUAAAACUCAGAAUAUUCAUAAAUAUAUAAAAUAAAUACUGCCUUUUCAGUUUGUAUUAACUAUCUACAAUAAGAUCCACUUCUGUCAGCAUAAUAUUUGGUCUCCAUGUGAAGCAUCCUAAAAUCUAAGUCAGUCAGAUGCAAAGAUUGCAUGGCAUUGACAAAGUUACUGUGAAAAGCUGCUUCCAAUGUAUUUCUCAUGAAUAAAAUCUAAUUUCUUGCUUUUUGGCACCAAUCUGUUACAUCAUUUUCCUUUGAUAAGUGUAUGGCAAUGCUCUGGACCACUGCUUAAAUCAGUGGUGUAUGCCCAAAUUGUGAUGAGUACAAAUGGAAUUGAAAUUAUUGCAAUGACCUUCAGCCAGCUAAAUAUGUUCAUGGUCUGUACGCUAAAAUGAAAACAUGCACUGUUUCAAUUCGUGAUAUAUAAUUUUGGUUCAAUAUCCCACCAAUCUAUAUUCUCCUCAAAAUUUAAUACUUUUGUGCCUUUAUUUUGAAAGGCUGGUUAAAGCAAAGCUCUUGUUUAUUUCAGUAGUCUCUAAUUUUCCAGGUUCCCUAUUAAUCCCUUUGUUCUAAUCCUGCAUGCAGGUUAGAUAAAAGUAAGAACCAAUGCAUUGCAAAUGCAGUCCUGGUAAUAUUAGGCUUGCCUCCAAACAUGCCUAAAACUCCAGAGGCGUGUUUUUUAUCGCACGCGCAGUUUCACGCCUUGAAUUACUAUUCUCUUUCUCUUUUUUUUCUUUUAAUUUCUUUUUUAUCUUCUCUAAAGGAAUUUUUGAUUUCUUUUGUAUGGGUUUUAUUGAUGGCAUUCUCAGAGGCAUUUCAACUCUUCACUUUGUUUCGAUUACUCUGUUUUAGUGUGUCUCCGUUCUCAUUCUCCGUUCUUUUCGUAUUUUCUUGAACACAUUACCUUGGGCCACUCUGUCUUUGUCAAAACGAUAACGUGGGUGUUUCCAUUACUCCAUAUUUGUUUGUUCAUAUCCUUUGCUCGAGCUCUUUUUGAAACUGAGAUUGAAUGACUCAGUUUUUGCAUGCCUCUCUUGUCUUUGCUGUUCCCAAUGAAGGACGCAUAUUCAAAUGAUUCCAUUUCAAAUGACUCCACUUUGAGCAGCCUUUUUGUAUAACUUCCGUUUGGCAUCAAAGGACACCGUUUUUGAGUGUAUUAAUGAAACUCAAAAUCUAAAACAGAUUCACUAGAAUCUGUUCUCAUACGGAAAUGGAGUAAUGGCAACAGGGCAUAAAAACAGUAUCCUUUUUGUUAAAUUGUUUUGUUUUCAAGAAACUUUGUCUAAAAUUGAAUAAAAACAUUUUGGUUUUAUGAAAACUUCAUAUGCUUUUUGAAACACACUUUCUAAUACAAAGAUGACAUCAGGUCUUCAUAAAAAUAGUAAGAUCUCAAUUUUAUGGAUCCCAGGUCAUCGCACGCCAUCGCAUGCCAUCGCACGCCUAAACUUCUCAAGGCGUCCAUUACCAGCAGGCCGCUAAGUUUCAUAUUACGAGGACUGCAAAUGCUUGGAGUUUUAAAUGGCAUUUAGACAUAAAGUAUGAUGUCUUGGUGUUUUCAUUUUAUGACAGCCAGGGUGAAUAAUGUUUUAGCCAACCAGCCAAUUGACCUUUGUCAGCACUCUUUGCAAUUAACAUGCAAAGUCUCUGUGCCAAAACACAGGAGAACAUGUUGAAAAUCUAAAAGCACCUUGAAAGGUUAUUCCUGCUUCUCUGAUAAUCCAGUCCCUCUUUUAAUCCCUUAUUACAUUAGAAUGCUGUAUAUAAAACAACAGUUACCAAUGCUAUGAAUCCCAGGCAAAUGUUACUGUCAUGAAACUGAACAAAAAGUAGGGAUGAAUAAAAUUGUAAAAAAGAGCCUAUUUCUUUUUGUGAAAUAAUUUGCAAUUUAGUUUACCCUUAAAACAAAACCAAAUAUUCUAAGAUAACAAUUUUCAGCAGGCUUGAAGCCAAAGAAAGAAAAAUUAUUUCCAAUGUAAGGUUUACAUACCCAUAUUUGCCUGUUUACAUUGAGUGGAACUUUUGCUUUUUUUGAUGCUAGAUUAACCUUAGUAAAUCCAAUGUUAAACACUGUGCUUCAUUUCAAAGUGAUAUUUUUGUAUCAGAUCAGAUACUUUAACACUCACCUUUUUGCAUCAGUCAGGAGUGUUACAGAAAGCCAUGCCACUACAAUUGCCAAUCCAGUUGCCUCUCUGUUAGAAAAAAACUCAUUUCAUAAAGAAAGAAAGAAAGAAAGAAAGAAAUAAAGAAAGAAAGAAAGAAAGAAAGAAAGAAAGAAAGAAUGAAAGAAUGAAAG